Messenger RNA from Leptosomus discolor (cuckoo roller), 1587 nucleotides. It is a transcript of the gene INTS12, whose product is annotated as integrator complex subunit 12. The record is from RefSeq and is a predicted model, not a curated record. Gene Ontology annotation, cellular component: integrator complex. Lineage: Eukaryota; Metazoa; Chordata; Aves; Leptosomiformes; Leptosomidae. Gene Ontology annotation, biological process: snRNA 3'-end processing.
GCAGAGUCCUAAUUGAAGAUUAUAUGGUACUGAAAUUUGGAAGGCGUAUUCACAGAACAAAGAAAUGGGAGAGAUAACCUACCCACAGAACUCAGGAGCAGCCUGAAAAUUUUAUCAGAGGUAGAUGUAUUAAAAAAAGAGGACACCAUUAUGGCUGCUACAGUGAACUUGGAGCUUGAUCCCAUUUUUCUGAAAGCCCUGGGCUUCUUACAUUCGAAGAGUAAGGACUCUGCUGAAAAGCUGAAAGCACUUCUUGAUGAGUCUUUGGCCAGAGGAACUGACUCAAGCUAUCGUCCAUCUCAGAAGGAAGUAGAGCAACCAAAAGUGUCUGUAACCAAACCUGUUUCCAGUAAGCAAGAGCCUAAAGCUUCUUCUGUUUUGCCUUCGGGCAACAACAAUGGCAAGCCUGCUUCGUCAGAAAAGGUGAAAAAAGAAACAGAAAAGAGAUCUGCUGAUAAAAUAAAAGGGGAUAGUGCUGAAGGAGCUGAUACACCAAAGAAGCCCAGACUAGAGAAGCAAGAGGCUCGUUCCUCUCCUAUUACGGUUCAGACAAGCAAGGAUUUAUCCAUGCCUGAUUUAUCUAGCUUUGAGGAAACCAGUGCUGAUGAUUUUGCUAUGGAAAUGGGAUUAGCCUGUGUUGUUUGCAGGCAAAUGACAGUUACUUCUGGGAAUCAGCUAGUGGAGUGUCAGGAGUGCCAUAAUCUCUACCACCAGGAUUGCCAUAAACCUCAGGUGACAGACAAGGAAGUGAAUGAUCCUCGACUUGUAUGGUAUUGUGCCCGCUGUACCAGGCAGAUGAAGAGAAUGGCUCAAAAGACACAAAAACCACCUCAAAAACCAGCUCCUGCAGUGGUUUCAGUUGUACCAGCUGUGAAGGAUCCGUUGGUUAAGAAGCCAGAAAUUAAGUUAAAACCUGAGACCCCACCAACUUUUCUAGCAUUCAAAAGAACAGAAGUCAAGACCUCAGCAGCAAUUUCAGGGAACUCAGCCAGUACAAGUGUUUCCUCUUCAGCAACCAGUGGCCUUACAGGAUGGGCUGCUUUUGCAGCCAAAACCUCCUCUGCCAACCCAUCAACUGCCAAACUGGGGUCAACAGCACAGAGCGCCAGUGGGAAACCUGCAGCUUCUUCCAAUAACCAGAAACCUGUGGGUUUGUCAGGGUUGGCAACUUCCAAACCAGGACUAGGGUCAAAAGUAGCUCCUGCUAACAACAGCACAAACCCCGUUCAGCUGAAACCUCCUCCACCUCUGACACUGGGGAAAACCACUCUUAGCCGUUCGGUAAGCAGCGACAAUGUCAGCAAAGUAGGUCUCCCUAGUCCCAGCAGUACCGUGCCGAGCACCAGCAGCCAGGUGAGCAGCGGGAACGGCAGCAGCGGGACCGCAGGUAACAGCGGGGGCAACGCAAGCAAAACCGCGGCAGAUACUGGUAAUCAGCCAGCCUCCCUGAAAGGCCCGACUUCUCAGGAAUCUCAGCUCAAUGCUAUGAAAAGAUUACAAAUGGUCAAGAAGAAGGCUGCUCAAAAGAAACUCAAGAAGUAGUAUGGCUGCUUGCUAAUUUUGUUGGUUGUGUUCUGUAAAACAGCG